GAUGGAAAAAGAAGAUGAUAACCCGAUUGCAAAUUAACAGCCUAUCCUCUGACUUUCUCGGACCAGAUCCCUAUUUGCGAGAGAAAACAGCUCAUGGAAGUUCCACUCGAUGCUCUAUGGGUUUCAGAGAAGUAACAAACAUUUCUUGCUCCAGCUUUUUCUUCAGUCUCGGAGUCCAAUUUAUUGCUCAAAGGUCUGGGUCCAGCUGAAGAAGAAACCAUGGAGUUUUUGUCCUUAUAAGCGGUAAAUUGAUUCAACGCUGUGUAUUGUAUUUUCAAUUUGGGAUUCUAGAACGUGAAUAUCCCUACAAUCAUGUCUUUUAAGCUCGGUUCCUGGAAUUGAAUCUCCUUUUGGGUCACAAUAUCAGUGCCCCUUUUCAUCUCCUUUCCCCCCUUUUUCGUUUUCGAUGAUAGGAAAUUGGGCUUUUGUUUUCUUGGAGACUCAUAAGUGGUUAGGGUUCGCUUCCUUCGAUUGAAGUCGUUUAAACAUAUAUUCUGGUCCUUAUUAUUCAUUUCCAGGUGAUGAUUAUGGGGUUGCUUCCUACAUUUUCAGAGUGGAAUCUUGGAUUUUUUUUUGUCUUAAUUGUAAAUUAGGGUUUCUUCCGAACUUGUAAUUUUCAGGGUAUCUGUUUUUUCUAUUCUCUUAGUGCUCUAAUUCAUUGAGAGCCCUACCUAAGCUUUGGAUUGGUCUAGUCUAAGCUAGAGACCCAUGUUUUUGAUAUUCUGAGCUAAGAGUUUUGGCGUGUUUAGUACUUUAGUAAAAGGAACUAUGGAGGAUAAUGCAAUGAAUCUUGAUCUUAACCUGGGUCCUGUUGAUCACCCAAACGAUGAUGUGGAGCCUGAACCCGGCCCGUUCCCCAAUCAGAAUUCGAAUUGGGAGGAGCUUUUAGUUAGGGAUAGGAGACCAUAUUCCACUGAAUCAUUCCCAAUUGAUCAUAUCAAUUUGGAGGAAUUUCUAGACGGAACUGUCAGGGAAGCGGUCAGGCAAACAAGGCAGAGAAGGCAGCGGUGGCGGUCCAUGUGGAGAGAGCUUCCAGUCCCACCUGAAACCAGAAGCAUUGCAAUGGAAUGGAUAGGGGGAAGCAGAUUGCACACGGGGGAGGCCAGUUUUGCCACACCAGAGGAUGAUGUAGGCCCCACUGCCACUGAAUUGACCAAAAUCUGCGACAACAACAAUACGUGUUUGGAUGAUGAGACGUCAUCAGGAAAGAAAGAAGAGAAUGAAAAUGGUAACGGCGAUGAAGGUUGCUUCUUUGAUUGCAACAUAUGUUUGGAUCUAUCAAAGGAACCAGUCGUCACGUGUUGUGGACACUUGUUCUGUUGGCCUUGCCUUUACAGAUGGUUACAUGUCCAUUCCGAUGCAAAAGAGUGUCCAGUCUGUAAAGGGGAAGUUACGAUGAAGAACGUGACUCCGAUUUAUGGGCGCGGCAGUGGGGCCCGUGAGUCAGAAGGUGAUGACUCAACCUCUGCACUAAAAAUCCCACUCAGACCCCAAGCCCACCGAGUCGAGAGCUGGAGACAAACCAUCCAGAGGGCUUCGUUUACUAUCCCGAUGGAAGAAAUGAUCAGGCGGUUAGGCAGCCGGUUCGAUCUGUCUCAGGUGCAGACUCAAAACCCCCAAGAAUCUCCCGGUGAUAUUCUCAACCGGUUUUUGACAUCAAGGGGACGAAGAGAACAGCAGAAUCCGCAUAUGAUGGGGGUGGACGACAGAGAUUCUGGUUCGAGCAUUGCUGCUGUUAUCCACUCAGAGAGUCAGACUGUGGAUAAUGCCAUUGAAAUUGAUUCUACUGUGUCGCUUUCCACCUCAUCUUCCAGAAGAAGAAACGAUAAUGCCUCUAGAGUUUCAGACGUUGAUAGUGGAGAUUCCCGCCCACUUAGGCGGAGGAGGCUCAACUGAUUGAUUUCCCUUGUCAUCUUUUAUAUUCCUAAGUUUCAUAUAUGUUUUAGAUCAAUUGUGUUUCCUUGAGUAUAAAUUGUUGCCAUUAUAUAUGUUCCAAACUUUGUUGAAUUGAACUUGCUGUCAUGAUGGAAUCCCUCACGAGGUAUUCAUUAAUGCAUUUCUAAGUUUUGUUUUUCUGUCUUUUGUUAUCAUGUCUUAUAUACUGAUUAACUUGAUACCAUCAAUUGCUUAAAAUCUAUCUUUUGGGUUGAGCA
Molecule: messenger RNA, 2153 nt
Organism: Cuscuta epithymum
Lineage: Eukaryota; Viridiplantae; Streptophyta; Magnoliopsida; Solanales; Convolvulaceae
Source: the annotation of a GenBank genome assembly